AAUGAGGCAGGUUGAAGCUUUUACGUCAGCGUUGACUCAGUCGACGUCGGAGGCAUGCAGACAAACUGGACCUGCAGCUCAUUCUCUGCUGUUUGUCUUCCUCAGAUAAACGACAUGGCUGACACACACAGAGUGACAGCGCAGGGCAGGAAGAAAUGGGUUGUUCCUCAGAGAAGUGCGACGGAUAAAAAUAAACCGAGUGUUCGUCCUCCUGACAGAGAAGCUGAGAAAAAUCUGGCAGUUCCUUUCAGAGGUCACAUCACAGGUGGGAUGUGUCCGGGGAAGAAGGUCGUCAUGGUCGGCGUUGUGGACUCACGUCCUGACAGGUUCUACAUCGCCCUGACGUGUGGCCGUGGAACAGAGGAGCCUCCGCCCGAUGUGGCUCUGGAGCUCUGUGUUCGAUUCAGGGACCGACAAGUCCUGCGCAGAGCGUGUGAGUCUGGAUCCUGGGGAGACGUCGACAGGCUCGUGCCUUUCUUCCCCUUCAUCCAAGACCUGCCGUUCAAGAUUGAGAUUCACUGUGAACAAAGUCGUUUCCGGGUGUUUGUGGACGGACAGAAGCUGUUUGACUUCCACCACAGACUGACGUCACUCGGCGACAUCGACACGUUGUGGAUCAAAGGCAGCGUCAGCAUCACUAAACUGGCCUGAGGUAAAGGACUGAACAGAAGCCCCUUUCUGAAGACAUGGAUCUCAACCUGCCAGGACUCACCUCGUCUGAACCCGCUCUGUGUUCACUCUGGAGUCUCAAUUUUGGUGACAAAUACGUGAUGCAUGCCAUUUGUGACUUUGUUGAAAACACAAAAAACAACCAAAAAGAACUACAUCUAUCAAAUUCAAUUUGGGAAUUGUUAUUGUGGGACUUAAAAUAAGUUAGUUCGGAUUCAUCAGUCGCUCAGUAACACAAACUUAAGUAACCAAUCGAGGCAGCGGUAGACGAGCAACUUGUUCUGCAGGUGAAAUCGCUGUUUUUGUCAAUGGAGUCUGGUGCCUUUGACCAGAUAAAGGCUUCAGGCCUGUCUGACGCUGGAACGUUUUGAAAGUAUUCUAAAUGUAGUGAACACUUAAACUGAUAUUUAUUUAGGUGGGCCUUUCUUAUAGGUGGCUAUAAUACAUGUAGCUGUUGCCCCCGUCCACAGCAGUACGUUGCUUAGUUUCCGAGCUGGUCUGUUUCUCCAAACUGUGGCCGUGCUGACUGCCAUCUACUGUCCAUUGAUGAGUACCUCAUACAAACCCAAUUCAAAAGAAAUCCGACCUAUUCCUUUAAUGCUGGAAACAACUACUGCAACUGUAAAUAUUAUAAUAUACAUUAUAUGUCUCCUAAAAAUAAAGAGCAGAAUUGAAGGCCACACAGACUGUGGGUGGGGUUGCUUUUAUAUUUCUUUGUAUGCUUUUAAAAAAAGACAAUCAGAUUUUGUAAUCAUGAGUAAACAAAGCAUGAAGACAAGGACAGUGAGGCCUCUGUGAUCCGAGCGCGAUGACUACCUCAAAGCACACAGUGGGAGGUCCUGCUGCCAUCCAUAGUAAAGGUAUAUGCACAUGAAUAUUUGUAUGAACUAAGACACUGUGUGUGACUGUGUCUUUAUAUUCAAUGAAAAGUACUGUAACUUCUUUUUGUAUAGUUUUCAAAAUAAAGUGAUUAAUGACUGUA
Cottoperca gobio is the source of this 1651-nucleotide messenger RNA. RefSeq names its product galectin-related protein-like. Lineage: Eukaryota; Metazoa; Chordata; Actinopteri; Perciformes; Bovichtidae. Bases 55 to 651 code for a protein of 198 amino acids. The record is from RefSeq and is a predicted model, not a curated record. Gene Ontology annotation, molecular function: carbohydrate binding. The transcript is spliced from 5 exons.